AUGCGCCACGGAUCUGGAUCUGCGUCAAAGAAAAAGCACAAGCAGGAUCGUGCUUACUCAACCUUCUCCAACAACUGUGUAGUUAAGUCAGCGUCUAAGCGCUACUUGUUGUUGCGCUGCAGCAAUUUGACAUUUUCUGGACUUUCGCCGUAUCAACGCAACUUCAUCACAUUGUUUCCAUACGCAUUAUCUGAUCGUGGCUUGGCUGCAUUACCCAACAUAUCGUUAUGUUUGCCCGGUUUCCGAUAUCCUCUCCUCUUCAUCUCUGCAGCACCACUACAUACAAACUGCACCUAA
This is a messenger RNA of Protopolystoma xenopodis, 297 nucleotides long. NCBI's taxonomy places the organism in Eukaryota, Metazoa, Platyhelminthes, Monogenea, Polystomatidea, Polystomatidae. The record is from the annotation of a GenBank genome assembly.